Molecule: messenger RNA, 492 nt
Organism: Mytilus californianus (California mussel)
Lineage: Eukaryota; Metazoa; Mollusca; Bivalvia; Mytilida; Mytilidae
Product: protein dpy-30 homolog
Exons: 4
Coding region: 75-386 (103 amino acids)
Cellular component (GO): Set1C/COMPASS complex
Source: RefSeq, a predicted model, not a curated record
UCCUAGGAUUUUCGGUGUUUGUUCUCCUGCAAUGUGUUACGCUAGGACCAGUUUAUUUUCCCAUAGAGACAAACAUGGCAGACGAUCAGAAUACAGCAGGUUCAGUCGCCGGAGAUGCACUUACAGAUCAACAAAGUAGUACACCUUUACCAUCAGGCGUGCCAGAAAAUGUACAGAAAAUCAUAACUAGUGAAAAAGAAUUACAAGAGAAUCCAUCAAAAAGACCUAGGGUUGACUUGCAGUCAUUGCCAACGAGGGCCUAUCUAGACCAAACAGUGGUUCCUAUAUUAUUAAAUGGAAUGUCUGUUCUGGCAAAAGAAAGACCACCAAAUGCUAUAGAAUUCUUGGCAGCAUAUUUACUGAAGAAUAAGAACCAGUUUGAAUAGCAACUUAGGAAUCAUCUUCUUUUGUAAUAACUUCAUCUGCAAUAGACAGGAAUAUAUAAAAUUUCAUCAUGUUUUUAAAUUCAUAUUAAAUGUAAAACCAUUCAAA